CGAAAUUGGCCGGAGAAACAGCUGUUCUGUCUGCAAACAGUCGGCCAGUCUACAAAAUUGGCCGGUGAAACAGUUUGUCAUUCCGGCGGUGGGUUCAUCAAACUUUGAAUCAGAGAACAAACAGUUGGUCUGCAGCUUGCCUUUGCUUUCCGCAGGUAACAAAUCUUUCUGGCGGCGGAGAAAAUGUCGUCUUUUAAGUACCCAGACAUCACCCGGGCAGAGAUCGUCGGCUAUCUAGCUCUUUUCGGAUUCGACAUCCCCAUAGGCGAGCAUGAUCUUCUCAAUCCCCCUCUAGAACUGGUCGAAAAUCUCUACACCUUCCUUCUCGGCUACUUGGAUUUGCUCCAGGAGGAUGACGGGCAGGCUGCAUUUGGGGCCUUACAGGUCUUCGACAACCCAGAGCUCCACGCUUCUGCGAUCCCAAUGAUGAAUUUUUAUGAGAAGGUAAGAGGGUUGUUGGGUGCUAUCGAGUGCCCCGAGAGGUUUACACUUAGGGAUUUGAUUAAUCCCGAUCCGGAUCGCACAAAGCUCUUUCUUGGUUCUAUUCUUAACUUCUGCGUGCACAGGAAAGUCAAAAUGGAUGAACUGACAUCAUUAGCAGAUGAGUUGAAUGCUUUCUUUGAGCAAAAAGAAGCGCUAGAGGAGAAAAUAUCCCAGUUGAGUGCAAAGAUUGCUGAAUGCAAUGAAUCGAGAGAGAAGGAGACACCUUUUGUGCAAGAAGAGGAUGCUAAAGUUAGGGGAUUGAAGCAGGCUAUCUCUGGUCUUAACAACCAUCAGCUGACCUUAAAGUCUGAAACAAAGAAGAUGAAGGAGAAGGCACAUGAGUUGGAUGAGCAGAUUUCUAGUGCUGAUUUUGCUUUGUUGGAAAGUGUUCGUGAAAAUGGGGAGUUACGGUCCAAAAUUGUUCAAUCUCCGGACAAGCUUCAGAGGGCCCUAGAGGAAAAAAGGUCUCAACAGGCUGAGGCAAACAAUGCAGAAAGGGCAGCAAUGAAAUCCUUACAGGAUAAGAAUGCUAUUCUUGAGAUGUAUGCAAAGGCUCAGAAGAAAAUGUCUAAAUCGUUGGAGCAGAUGCUAGCUAUACAAGAGCAGGUGAAUUCAGUUAAAUCAUCUGAGAAGGAAAUAAAGGCUCUCAAAACUAAGCAGAGUGAAGAUAAAUUGUUAGACAAAUCACUCGAUGCUAAACUGGUUGAAAUGCAAGGGAAAGGUAGCUCCACCCAUCCACUCUUUGAUUCAUUGUUUUUAUGUUUUUAUUGCACUCACUUAUGAUGUUAUUUGUUGUUGGGAAAGUGGACCACUUGGAAGAAAUGAAAAGGAAAGUAGAGAAAGAAUGUGCACACGCCCGCGAGGAGGCUAUGAAAGAGCUAAACAAAGUGAAGUUUGAAGUCGAGUCGUUUAGGCGUGGUCUUGAGCAGAGGCAAAAACAUGUUGAAACGGUCAUUGCUGAGGGGGAUGCUGUGAAUGCAAAGAUUAACUCAGUGAGAGAGAGUGGAGCAGCCAAGUGCCAGCAAUUGAAACUUAAACUCGAGGAGGUCGAGAAACAGUUUGCAGUGUACUCAUACAAACUCGACAAUGCGUUGAAGCGCUAUGAAACCGAGUGAAUGGACCAAGGUAAGAACCCCCACUGACAACCGAUUGCUCUGUGCAUAAUUCUUCAUCAGCACUCUAUAUAAAACAAGCUGUUUUUGGCAAGUUCUUGACACAAUGUACUCUGUAAGAAAGCACGAGUCCGUAA
Molecule: messenger RNA, 1732 nt
Organism: Cuscuta campestris
Lineage: Eukaryota; Viridiplantae; Streptophyta; Magnoliopsida; Solanales; Convolvulaceae
Source: the annotation of a GenBank genome assembly